GACCGGCAGCAGACAUGUAAGGAGGAGCUGGACCGGAGGAGAUGAGCCUCGGCUGUCACCGUCGCCACCAUGUUCCCGGGAGUCUUCUAUGCACUGCUAGCGGGUUUCCUCGGCGCCGUGGCGUCGUCCUCGGCCAAGCUGUCCCUCGGAGCCGACUACCUGAAGGGAGUCUGUGAAACCGGACUCCGGACGUGGGGCGAGCAGCGGAAAUUCAGACAGGCGGACGAAACCACCGCGUGCGACCGGCUCCACAUCCCUCUGAGGCUGCUGUGUGGCGGGCUGCUCUUCACCUGCAACGCUGUGAUGUGGACUUUCCUCGCCAAAGCACUCAGGUAUUCCUCGUCCUCCACCCGAACCACUGUGACCACCACUGCCUCCAACUUCAUAUCUUCCGCUUUCCUGGGCCAGCUGAUCUUUGGGGAGGCCCAGAUAACGUUGUGGUGGGUCGGGAUCUCUCUGACCUUCUCUGGUCUGCUGGUACUGCAGAGGGUCUCACCACAGGAUGGGCAACAGAACGCCGUCGCCAAGAAGGACGAAUAAUAUGUGUGGUCUCCACUAGCUGGCCGUGGUGUGUGUUGUGUGUCAGCAAACAUCUCCUCUGAUUUUACAUCGAGGUAAAGCAGAGUGGAGUCUAAGGAACAGGAAGGGUAUUUAAUGUGUUUUUGUUGUUUAGCUCCAGUACAGGUACUUAAUUAUUAAUGUCACAGCUAAAUAACAGGAGGAAUUUGUUGUUCUCUUCCAGUAUUGUAAAGAAAUGAUGCCCCAUUUAACUAAAUCCCAGCCGGAUUGUCUUCCCCUGAUAAGGAGGAGCUGCUCCAUUCAGAGACAGUGUUUAUCCUCCAGGUUGCAGCUCGUGGCCAUGCGGGCUGUAAAACCCUGCUGGCUCAGCUGCAGCCUUGUUCGGUCCUGUUCUAAAAUCAGAGGAGAUGUUGGCUUCCAGCCAGUCUGGCCGCGGCACAGCGACAGCGUGGCUGGUGGAGACAGGCUGAAGGACGCCUGGGUCCAGCCUCCCAGGAGCUCUACACUCAUCCACAGGCUUACAACCAAGCAAAAACGACGCUAGCUUUACUUUUGGGAAACGAGUCAACAACGACGACGACACAACAACUCACGAGCUAACAGAGAAAUGCUAAGAAAGCAAGGGGGUGUGAAAAAAUAGUUUCACAUUUUGGGAAAUAGGCACAUUUAGCUUCUUGUUGAGAGUUAGAUGAGAAGAUUGAGAUCAGUGUCAUGUCUGCCAGUUAGCUUAGCUUAGCAUAAAGACUGGACAUGGGUGGGCGUUACAACCCUGGUUCUGUGUAACGUUAACAGAAUCCCCUUUGAUGCACCUCUAGAGUUUAUUGAAUAAUGUCGUUUGUUUAGUCUGUCCAAAAGAAGAAGCUGUAGAAAUGGUUUUCUGGGAGAUGUGGGGGUUUUACUGGCCUCGAGACGGGACUGUCCCGACCAUCCUGAACAAACCACUCGUUGUUUUUCUCUUUGAGACAAACACGAGGUGCUUUCUGAUCCCUCCGAUCUCCAGUCUCUUAGCUAAGCACUGAUACUUCCUGCUAACUUUAUGAACAGGAUGUGAAUCUUUUUUCAUCUGACUCUCACAGUUGUCUAGAAGUGAAACUAUUCCUUGAAAGGAAGCCAGAUUAUACAACACGUGUAAUUUGGGAGCUUGUGUGCGUAAUGACUGAUCUGAGGUCGAUCUCGAAGUGUUGUGACGCCACUAUUAAUCAGCCUGUGCAUUAUAUUCUGCUUCCCCCAAAGCUUUCUUGAUUUCCACAUGUACUGAAGCUACUAUGACACUCACUGUAAACAUCCUACACUGACGUUGCAUUGUAUGCAUGCUGGAGGCGAUGUUUUAACCGAAGCACUUAGCUAACCAAGUGUACUCACGUUUUCACGAGUAAUAAUCCUUCUGAUGUAGCGCUGAAAGGCCCGUACCUGGUACGCGUUCGCUCUCUGCCUGGGUUUGACUUUUUGUUUGCCUUUUCUCCGGAACCUUAACCUCACCACAUGACGCAUACUUUGAUUCAGAGGCAGCUGAUCUUCCAUUUCAUGACGUGCAUGUUCCCACCAAGGCCUGAACUCGGAUAAAUCACACCAAAGCAUCCUGGAGCGUCGGUCCACGUCAGACCCUGUGAACCGAUUCGUUAGUCUCCGGCGGUCUCUCCGGCGUCCCGCCGUCUCGUGAUGUUGAGCUUUACGUGCCACGCAUUUGCAAUCUCAUAUUAUUCUGUUGCGCGUCACGAAUAAUAACCCAUCGCUCGCCACUCCUUGGGGCUCUGCAGAUGCCUGGCUUUGUCGCAAACUUCCCUCGACACCCCUGGAUUUGUCAGCGAGGUUGCAAUAACGUUAUAACACUGUGAUGUGUGGAACAGACGGGGAGCUGUCGAGAAACGAGGACACAACAUGUCAGUACAUGAGAAGGAUGUUCCUGUUAGUAUAAAUCAGUUCCAGGUGUUGGCCUGAGCAUGGCAUCGAUGGCUGCUUUACUGGACAGUGUUUGAACACUUUGCUGUUGUCUGGAUACAUAUCAUGUUAUAAAUGCAUAACGGUAGCUAUGAUACCUGUCUGUAACAUCCUACAGCAGCAACGCACAAAUAUAUCAGAUGUCUUUCCAACUGCUGCCGUGCAGGUUUUGUAUCAUGUGAUUUACAUGCAUCCCUAUUAAUGUGACUGCAGUGACAAUGUGAUGAUGACGUACUAUAAGCUGUCACGCUAAAGGCCGCUGAGCCACGUUUCAUAGCGGGGCUGUGCUCGCAGCAGCAUCACACUGGAGUUAGUCAUCUGUGCCUCCACGUUCCGGCGUCCUGGGUGUGUUGCAUAAAGAACAGUGACGUAUUUUGAGGAAAUUAUAGCUUCACUUUUUUGUCAAGAGUAAUACCACUCAUAGCUGGUUAGCUUAGCUUAGCAUAAAUGCUGGAAACAGCUGGCUUGACUCUGUCUAAAGGUGAAAAAAUCUACCAACCAGCAUCUCUAAAGCUGCUUAUCACAUCGUGUGUCAUUGUGAUGUUGCUUAAUCUGUUUUUUAAAAAUUGUAAAAGUUUGUGGAAAUCAAGAGCAGCACAACUCAUGAGCUAACAGAACAGGUCUGACCAAAUAAAGAGCCUUUUGACAUCUAAAAUGUUAGGUUUAGGAUUUAGAUUAUGCAAUAAAGCAACCCCACAGUUUGUUUUUAUAUCAGGGAAUUAGCUUUUUUUUUUUUUUGACAGUGUUCACCUCCCUGCAUACAAAUGUCACCAUAACUGUAACUACUGUCAUGGUUCUGAGGGGACACCAUCCCCCUAUUCUGGGCUGAGGCUGAUCCAGGAUGAUUGGUUUAAAGAAAUACAAACAAGCCAGAGCUUUUCUUCCCCCUUAUAGCAGAAUAACAUGAAGGUGCUGUCAGAUCAUCCUGCACAGCGUUUGGUCUGGUUAAUGCUGGACUAUAUGGACUUCUACGCUGUGUCCCAGCCCAGUGGUUGUAUCCUUGCUCGGUUAUUGAAGGCGCAAAUGUGGACAACUGAUUUAAAGGCAGACUAGAAAUGCAUCUGUCUUUUCCCGUUUAACGAAGGGUCCGACAUGUGGAUCCUUAAAGCCCAACCUGUCGCGAGAUCCAAUGAGGUUUGGAUUUUGAAAAGACUCCACAGUUUCAUAUUUGAUAAAACAAAAAUAUGCCAUCACAGUCACUGGCUGCAUCUUGUGACUAAAAGAUUUAGUUUUUGUCUCGACUGUCGACUUCAGCCGUCGGAGCUGCUGGGCAAUAGGAAAGGGUUGAGGCAAGUCCUUCACGGGCCAGACCGUCUUGUUUAACAUCAAUCUUGGACCUUUAUAGUUAGACCCAGUCCAAGGUGACUCCAUUUGAAGGCCCCAUAUUUCAGUUUCCAGGCAACCAGUGGAGACCAGCAAAGACAUAUUUAUGCUCACGAACACUAAUAAAACCACAGCUUAAAACAUAUAUACCUGAUAUUUGAGAUGAUCCUUCAAACAGAGCCAAGCCAGACGUUUUUACCAUUUCCACUUUUUUUAUGCUAAGCUAAGCUAACUGGUCGUUGGUUUUACCACCGUACAACCUCGAGCGGUAUCAUCUUUUAGCUCUUAGCGAGAAAGUGAACUUUUUCCUUUAACCUACCUUUAAUAUCUCUGCUUGUGAUUCUCAACACUUUUCGGUGCCUGGCUUCUCUCCAGUUAACGGCAUGAUGCGAGGGGAAACCAUCGACCUGUGAACCCACUUCCACUGUAACAUAAACCAGUCAGAGCUUCUGCAAUAGCCACAACCACAGCUCUGUGACAGCAGCAUGGCAACCAGCGUGACGUACUUCUGUCUGUGUGCACAUAAACUGUAGACGAGGGAGAAAAACACUAGAACGUGAACCUUACCUGACAAGGUGCGCGUCUCAUUAACGAGUUAACGUGCUGCAGGAAAAUUCAUCCAAUUCGAUCGCUAGAAGAGAACAGUCUUUGUUCAGCGUUAAAGAGUCUGAAUAAUAGAUAAGAGGAGCUGAGCACUAAUUGAAAACAGACGGAUUUUGCAUUAGUUUGUUGUCCUCCUACUCUUAAACUGUGCAGCUCAGUCAUCAGUUUCAUCUGACGGCUGCUGCACUGAUGAAUUUUUCCAUCAUGUUCGAUUUUUUCUAACAUGAAUCGAGACAGUUUGAUUAGACUCUCUUUGCUCUGGAAUGAAUAAUUCAUGAAGAUGUUCUACAGAUUGUGUGAAACAAACAUUUGUAAAAGUGUAAAUAUGUUCUGUUAAUAGGAAACACUGGAGAAGAUGUGUAGGAUCUCCGACGAGAGAGGAAACACUGUUAAAUUAUUAAAUAAACAUCUCAUCUGAC
Molecule: messenger RNA, 4802 nt
Organism: Stegastes partitus (bicolor damselfish)
Lineage: Eukaryota; Metazoa; Chordata; Actinopteri; Pomacentridae
Product: transmembrane protein 42-like
Exons: 3
Coding region: 70-540 (156 amino acids)
Source: RefSeq, a predicted model, not a curated record